AAUCGGCGGCGAGAGGGGGGGCGGGGCCUGUGUCUGGGACUGACGCGCAGUCACAGAGCAGUGCCUCUGUGUCCGAGUGCGGAGUGAGAGAGCGGCGAUGGCCAAAGCGGAUAUUGCUCUCAUCGGUUUGGCCGUGAUGGGCCAGAACCUGAUUCUGAACAUGAACGACCAUGGCUUUGUGGUCUGUGCCUACAACAGGACGGUCUCCAAAGUAGACAGUUUCCUGCAGAACGAAGCCAAAGGCACCAAGGUGAUUGGCGCGCACUCCCUGGAGGAGAUGGUGUGUAAGCUGAAGAAGCCUCGACGUAUCGUGCUGCUGGUCAAGGCGGGGCAGGCUGUGGACGACUUCAUCAACAAGCUGACUCCGCUGUUGAGCAAAGGCGACAUUAUUAUUGACGGUGGGAACUCGGAAUAUCGAGACACGACGAGGAGGUGUGCGGAGCUGAAAAGCAAAGGCUUGCUGUUUGUGGGUAGCGGGGUGAGCGGAGGAGAGGACGGAGCCCGGUACGGACCCUCACUGAUGCCCGGAGGCGACAAAGAGGCCUGGCCUCACAUCAAGGACAUCUUCCAGAGCAUCGCAGCCAAGGUUGGAAGCGGCGAGCCGUGCUGCGACUGGGUGGGCGAUGAAGGAGCCGGCCACUUUGUGAAGAUGGUACACAACGGCAUUGAGUACGGAGACAUGCAGCUGAUCUGCGAAGCUUACCACCUGAUGAAGGAUGUCCUCAACAUGGAACACGACGAGAUGGCGGAUGUCUUUAAGGAGUGGAAUAAGACCGAGCUGGACUCGUUCCUGAUCGAAAUCACGGCGGACAUCCUGAAAUUCCGGGAUGAAUCCGGCAAAUACCUGCUGCCUCAGAUCAAGGAUUCGGCCGGGCAGAAGGGAACGGGGAAAUGGACAGCCAUUUCCUCCCUGGAGUACGGCAUGCCAGUCACACUGAUAGGAGAGGCUGUGUUUGCCAGGUGCUUGUCCUCGCUCAAAGAGGAACGGUUACUCGCAAGCAAGCAGUUAUCGGGACCCGAAGACUCCAAAUUCACCGGGGAUCGUAAGGCUUUCCUGGAAGAUAUCCGUAAGGCUCUCUACGCCUCGAAGAUUAUCUCCUACGCCCAGGGAUUUAUGCUGCUUAGGCAGGCAGCGAAAGAGUUCAGCUGGUCUCUGAAUUAUGGUGGAAUUGCUCUGAUGUGGAGAGGAGGCUGCAUUAUCAGGAGCGUGUUUCUGGGAAAAAUCAAAGAAGCCUUUGAAACAAAUCCCAAGCUACAGAACCUGCUGUUGAACGACUUCUUCAAAAAGGCUGUCCAGGAUUGUCAGAAGUCCUGGCGUCAUGUGGUCAGUACCGGUGUCCAGUUGGGCAUCCCCAUGCCAUGCUUCAGUACCGCUCUCGCCUUCUAUGACGGCUACAGGCAUGAGAUGAUGCCAGCGAACCUUCUCCAGGCACAAAGGGAUUACUUUGGAGCCCACACCUACGAACUCCUUUCCAAACCGGGAACCUUCAUCCACACCAACUGGACCGGUCACGGAGGCAAUGUCUCCUCGUCCACGUACAAUGCUUGAGAGGCGGGCCACACGUAAAAAUAUCUUCCUAAAGUAACAUUCCGCAUUUUGUGGCUAUUUAAGACGAGCGAGCUGUAGUAUUGAUAACUUAAAUGUACUGUAGAUUAUAUAGAGGAUUUCCUCCCUGUCUGGGUGCCACUAAGGUGCAAAUCACCAGCGUGUUUUCCAAAGGCAUUUUAAGGUGCAACGGUUCAUGGUAUUUGAAGUCUCUUUUUUUUGUGAUGCCACUUGACUUUUAGCUUAUAAUAAAGUAUCUUAAAAUUG
This is a messenger RNA of Callorhinchus milii (elephant shark), 1813 nucleotides long. RefSeq names its product phosphogluconate dehydrogenase (gene pgd). The transcript is spliced from 13 exons. Gene Ontology annotation, molecular function: phosphogluconate dehydrogenase (decarboxylating) activity; NADP binding. Lineage: Eukaryota; Metazoa; Chordata; Chondrichthyes; Chimaeriformes; Callorhinchidae. The record is from RefSeq and is a predicted model, not a curated record. Gene Ontology annotation, biological process: pentose-phosphate shunt; pentose-phosphate shunt, oxidative branch. Gene Ontology annotation, cellular component: cytosol. Bases 98 to 1549 code for a protein of 483 amino acids.